GGGGAACUGCGGGGCAGUGCGCAUCCUGAAGAGCAGGUGAUCAGUGACGUCAGCCAUGUCGUCGCGGCCUUUUGAAAGUCCACCUCCGUAUAGACCUGAUGAAUUCAAACCCAAUCACUAUGCACCAAGCAAUGAUGUCUAUGGUGGAGACAUGCACGUCCGACCCAUGCUCUCUCAGCCGGCGUACUCUUUCUACCCAGAAGAUGAAAUUCUUCACUUCUACAAAUGGACCUCUCCUCCAGGAGUCAUUCGGAUUCUGUCUAUGCUCAUUAUUGUGAUGUGCAUUGCCAUAUUUGCCUGUGUUGCCUCCACACUUGCCUGGGAUCGAGGCUAUGGAACUGGCUUACUGGGUGGUGGUCUAGGCUACCCUUACAGCAGUGGCUUUGGUAGCUACGGAGGUGGCUAUGCAUAUGGUUAUAGCUAUGGUUAUGGCUAUGGAGGCUACACCGAUCCAAGAGCAGCAAAGGGCUUCCUCCUGGCCAUGGCGGCCUUUUGUUUCAUUGCCGCAUUGGUGGUAUUUGUUACCAGCGUUAUACGAUCUGACAUAUCUAGGACAAGAAGAUACUACUUGACUGUCAUAAUACUGAGUGCUAUCCUGGGUGUCAUGAUGUUUAUCGCCACCAUUGUCUACAUAAUGGGAGUCAACCCAACUGCCCAGGCUUCUGGUUCUAUAUACAGUUCACAGAUAUAUGCUCUCUGCAACCAGUAUUAUGCGUCUACAACUACUGGGAUGUACAUGGAUCAGUAUUUGUAUCACUACUGUGUGGUGGAUCCCCAAGAGGCAAUUGCCAUUGUACUGGGGUUCAUGGUUAUUGUGGCUUUUGCUUUAAUAAUUUUCUUUGCUGUGAAAACCCGAGGAAAGAUGGAUCGGUAUGACAAGUCGAAUAUUUUGUGGGACAAGGAACAUAUUUAUGAUGAACAACCCCCCAAUGUCGAAGAGUGGGUUAAAAACGUUUCUGUAGGCACACAGGACAUGCCUCCUCCCCCUUCUGACUAUGUGGAGAGAGUGGACAGUCCCAUGGCCUACUCUUCUAAUGGUAAAGUGAAUGACAAGAGGCCCUAUCCAGAGUCUUCCUACAAAUCAACACCGGUGCCGGAAGUGGUGCAGGAGCUGCCGGUGACCUCGCCCGUGGAUGACUUCAGGCAGCCUCGCUACAGCAGCAGCAGCAACUUCGAGACGCCUUCCAGAAGGGCCCCCACGAAAGGAAGAGCAGGCAGGUCCAAGCGGCCGGAGCAGGACCACUAUGAAACAGACUACACGACUGGCGGAGAGUCCUGCGACGAGCUGGAGGAGGACUGGAUCAGGGAAUAUCCACCUAUUACUUCAGAUCAACAAAGACAACAGUACAAGAGAAAUUUUGACGCUGGCCUGCAGGAAUAUAAGAGCUUACAAGCAGAACUUGAUGAGGUCAAUAAAGAACUCUCUCGUCUGGAUAAAGAAUUGGAUGACUAUAGAGAAGAAAGUGAAGAGUACAUGGCUGCUGCUGAUGAGUACAAUAGACUGAAGCAAGUUAAGGGAUCUGCAGAUUACAAAAAUAAGAGGAAUUAUUGCAAGCAGCUGAAGAGCAAAUUGUCACACAUCAAGAAGAUGGUGGGAGAUUAUGACAGACAGAAAACAUAGAAGACAAAUGGCAUACAAUUGAGAGAUUAAGAAGUAUUUGACAUCUCUGCAAUGUUGUCAGAAGGCAAAAUGACUUUGGAUUCUAACCCAGGAGACCAAGUCUUUUUGAUCAUUACAAAGUUCGGGUAGCUUUAAUAUCAUCAGUAUUAAAGCAUUUUAUAACUAGCUUUUGGUAAUCAACUGGGCUGAACACUCCAUUUAAGGAUUCUAGGCUUUAAACUUCGGCUGCUGUAUUAAGGACUGACUGACUACAGGUUGAGGAUUUUAAACCUUGAAGGAAGGUCCCACGGUGACCUGUGCUGCGAACUUGCACAGUCUUCUCUUAAUACGUAAGUGCGCUCAUUAGUUCCCAUAGGCUAUCUCGUCCAUUCCUCCUGAAGUUCUGCCUUCAGAACUGUUAUUUAUAACCAUUCCUUCUCAGGUAAGGAAAUUCUGUCCCUGCAGAAGUGUCUGAAGUAAAAGUGCUGGUUUCCUGGCUUGCAGUGUUGGUUAAGUCUGUUUUGUGACUUGAGUCCAUGAAUAAAAGUCCCUGGCCUUUCGUAUGUUAACUAACUAUGUUAGCUAAC
Lontra canadensis (Northern American river otter) is the source of this 2187-nucleotide messenger RNA. It is a transcript of the gene OCLN, whose product is annotated as occludin. The record is from RefSeq and is a predicted model, not a curated record. Gene Ontology annotation, biological process: bicellular tight junction assembly. Gene Ontology annotation, cellular component: cytoplasmic vesicle; bicellular tight junction; apical plasma membrane. The coding region runs from base 56 to 1621 and encodes 521 amino acids. The transcript has 8 exons. NCBI's taxonomy places the organism in Eukaryota, Metazoa, Chordata, Mammalia, Carnivora, Mustelidae.